UCGAUCGAGAAAUCGUUUCUCAUCAGAGAAAUCGAAAUCCAGAGAUGCUUCGAUUGAGCAAUGGGAUAAUCGCGGCGGUGAAUGUGGUGAUGCUGUUGGUGGCGUGCACGGCGCUCGGAUACUCGCUGUGGCUCAACCAGAGGUCGAAAUCGCAGUGCGAGAAGACGCUGCGGACGCCGCUGCUGGUGGCGUCCGCCGCCUUGGUGGCGGUGUCGGCGGCGGGGGUAAUCGGCGCGUGCUGCAGCGUCUCCUUCUUCAUGUGGUUGUACCUGGUGAUGGUGUUCGCGCUGAUCGUCGGACUGACGGCGUUCACGAUCUUCGGAGUGAUUGUAACGCACGGGAGGAUCGGCGGUGCGGCGGCGGACCACCGGUCGUGGUGGCUCCGGCGGCAGGUGAUGAAUGAGGAGAAUUGGGAGACUAUAAGGGCGUGUUUGGAGCGAGUGAAUUUGUGCGGCGGAGUUGAAGGAGGGAAGAGUGAGGAGUAUUACCACCUUCAUUUGUCGCCACUACAGGUGGGGUGUUGCACUCCCCCGAGCAGCGAGUGCCCGAGAGCAAACACAAGCCGGCCAAUGCAGGAAGUUAAAGAGCCCGACUGCGCGGUGUGGAGCAAGAACACGGCGCAGAGGUGCCUGAGAUGCGAAAAGUGCAAGGCAGCCGUUUUGGAGCGGGUUAGGAGCAAAUGGCGGACGCUGGCGGCCAUCAACGCCUGCGCGGUGGCCAUGGUGAGCUUAGUGUAUUUCAUCAGCUGCUGUGCAAUGAGGAACAUACAGAAACACAGCUACACCAGAAAAUGAAAUGUACCAAGUAUGAGGUCUAGUUACCUUGAUAACCUCGAAGGCUGAAGGAGAUGGCAGAAAAUAUUGGAGGAAUUAAGAAGUACACGAUGACUAAUGCACCACCG
Messenger RNA from Andrographis paniculata, 901 nucleotides. RefSeq names its product tetraspanin-5-like. The coding region runs from base 45 to 794 and encodes 249 amino acids. The record is from RefSeq and is a predicted model, not a curated record. NCBI's taxonomy places the organism in Eukaryota, Viridiplantae, Streptophyta, Magnoliopsida, Lamiales, Acanthaceae. Gene Ontology annotation, cellular component: plasma membrane; plasmodesma. Gene Ontology annotation, biological process: auxin-activated signaling pathway. The transcript is spliced from 3 exons.